Molecule: messenger RNA, 1632 nt
Organism: Asterias rubens (European starfish)
Lineage: Eukaryota; Metazoa; Echinodermata; Asteroidea; Forcipulatida; Asteriidae
Product: monocarboxylate transporter 12-like
Exons: 6
Coding region: 1-1632 (543 amino acids)
Biological process (GO): transmembrane transport
Molecular function (GO): monocarboxylic acid transmembrane transporter activity
Source: RefSeq, a predicted model, not a curated record
AUGGCAUCCGGGUGCUUGGAGCGCGUUUUGAAAUAUUCAAAGGAAACUUACCAAGAUGGCGGUCACCAUGGUUGGAUUGCUGUAUUGGGUUUAUUUACGUGUUGUGUAGCAUGGAUUGGUAUGCUCAAAGGCCUAGGUAUGAUGUUACCUACACUACAAGAACAGUUCGUCACUUCAACUUGGUUAAUUGGCUGGAUGGUUGCUUUUGUAGAGGCAGGUGCAGCAAUCUCGGGUAUCCUAGCAACGGCACUUAAGGAGAGAUUUGGCGCCAAGACUGUGGUGACAGUGAGUGGAUUACUUGCUGGUAUCCUAGCAACGGCACUUAAGGAGAGAUUUGGCGCCAAGACUGUGGUGACAGUGAGUGGAUUAGUUGCUGGUAUCUCCAUGAUAACUGCGUCAUCCCUAUCCAGUUUAUUUGCAAUCACCUUCACCCUUACCCUGUUUUCUUUAACAUUUGCUCUUUCCGAACAGGUGUCUACGCCACUAAAGGAGAGAUUUGGAGCCAAGACUGUGGUGACAGUGAGUGGAUUACUUGCUGGUAUCCUAGCAACGGCACUUAAGGAGAGAUUUGGCGCCAAGACUGUGGUGACAGUGAGUGGAUUACUUGCUGGUAUCUCCGUGAUAACUGCGUCAUUCCUAUCCAGUUUAUUCGCCAUUACACUCAUCUUGACUGUUACAGGGUCAGCUAUUGGCAUCAGUUACAUCAUAACAAAACAUCUGGUUGGAAGUCACUUCACCAAAUCACUCGCAACAGCCUAUGGCUUGGGGUCAAUGGGUACAUCAUUGUUCUUCGUGGGUCUUGUGCCAUUGAUACAACUCUUCCUAGAUGUCUACGGCUGGAGGGGAACAAUGCUACUUCUUGGAGCAUUAUUAUUACAUCUCGCUGUAUGUGGAGCUCUGAUGAAACCACCUGCAGCUAGUAGGAGUCAAGAUGGCUAUGAGGCAGCUCUCACAGACGAGGAGCAAGAGACCGGGGAGGACAAAAUGGCACCAGGCAACCGUUUUGGCUGUUCUUGUUUGACCUCACCCUACUCAUGUGCUAGAGAAACAUUCCAGCUUGGUUUAUUCUCAUCCAUAUCAUUCUGGUGUAUUGUAAUCGUAUCCACCGUUCGGAGAAUAACAUACUGUGCUUGGUUAGUCUACUAUGUUCAGUAUACUACUGUGUUUAAGGGUUUCACACUGGAAGAUGCGUCUCAUUUCAUCAUUGCUUUUGGGGUCGGAAGAGCAUUUGCUUGCAUCGUGAUCGCUCCGACAGUUCAGCAAGUGCAAGUUGUCAGCAAUUACCUCUGGCUUGUUAUAAGUCUACUUCUAGAAACCACUUAUUAUGCUAUCGAUCCUUGGUUGACGUCUGACUGGCCGAUUACUGGGAAUGCUUUCCUGUUUGGAAUUGCGUUCGCAUUGACUUCCAUACUCCUAGAUGUUGUCACUGCGAAGAUAUUUGGCAAAAAACAGCUGGGCAAUGCAUUGGGAUGGACGGGAUUCCUGGCUGGUUUGUCCUUAGUCCUUCUUCUAUAUUUCCCAGGAUUGAUUUACGACUUAACUGGAGACUACACCGUGGCAUUCAUUAUAAUGGCUGGUUUACAAACACUAGCGGUUGCUGCUGCAAUUUUGUUACACUGGAGGCAUAAAUGA